Messenger RNA from Zootermopsis nevadensis, 948 nucleotides. It is a transcript of the gene Arl2, whose product is annotated as ADP ribosylation factor-like 2. Lineage: Eukaryota; Metazoa; Arthropoda; Insecta; Blattodea; Termopsidae. The record is from RefSeq and is a predicted model, not a curated record. Gene Ontology annotation, molecular function: GTPase activity; GTP binding.
AUCACAUGAUAUAGAAUUUGUUGUGAGGAUGCCAUGGAACUUGUGAAAAUCGUGUGUAAACCUUCCGUUUAAUUUCCUUAUUCUCCAAACGUAGUGAGUGCAUGAGAUAUUUGGAAUUGCGCGAUAUAUCAUUUAAGAAACCAAAGCUGUUGCGAAAUUCGUGUAUUGUGCAUAUAAAUCAUACAACAGUGUACAUUUGACAAUAAUAUGGGUUUUUUGACUGUUCUGAAGAAAAUGAAAAUUAAAGAAAAAGAAAUCAGAAUACUGAUGUUGGGUUUGGACAACGCUGGAAAAACCACUAUUUUGAAGAAAUUCAAUGGAGAAGAAACUGAUACAAUUUCACCAACUUUAGGGUUUAAUAUUAAAACCCUUGAACACAGAGGAUACAAAUUAAAUGUCUGGGAUGUUGGAGGCCAAAAGUCGCUUCGCUCUUAUUGGAAAAACUACUUUGAAAGUACAGAUGGACUGAUCUGGGUAGUUGAUAGUGCUGACAAGAGAAGACUGGAUGAUUGUAGAAAAGAAUUGCAUGCUCUUCUCAAAGAAGAGAGAUUGGCUGGAGCAACAUUAUUGGUCUUUUCUAAUAAGCAAGAUUUGCCAGGAGCAUUACUUGCAGAAGAAAUCAGAGAUGUACUGGAACUGGAAUCAAUCAAGACUCAUCACUGGCAGAUUGUAUGGUGCAGUGCCAUAACAGGACAAAAUCUGCUUGAAGGAAUUGACUGGCUUAUUGAUGACAUAGCUGCUCGAAUUUUCACAUUGGAUUAGUAAUAUUUUUGGAGACCAGUUUGAAAUUCUUGUGUUAUUAUCCAUUUAACUGUCAGUUACAGUUUUCUGUCACUAAUAUGUUUACUUUCAUAAAUAUGACUAAUUUAUUGUUCUUAUUCACUGAUGGAAAGUGUUUAAUAAAUUAAAAUGAAUGGGUUAUGUGGACUUUCAGUCCUCAAAAAAAUG